This is a messenger RNA of Musca domestica (house fly), 2425 nucleotides long. It is a transcript of the gene Cds, whose product is annotated as phosphatidate cytidylyltransferase, photoreceptor-specific. The record is from RefSeq and is a predicted model, not a curated record. The transcript is spliced from 9 exons. The coding region runs from base 481 to 1863 and encodes 460 amino acids. Gene Ontology annotation, cellular component: endoplasmic reticulum membrane. Gene Ontology annotation, molecular function: phosphatidate cytidylyltransferase activity. Lineage: Eukaryota; Metazoa; Arthropoda; Insecta; Diptera; Muscidae.
UGGACUGUGCAGACUGCUACGAUUGGUUGUUGGUGAAUAAAAAAACAGUAGUGAUUUUAUUUUAUUGCCAAAGACACAAAGUACAAGUUUGGAGGAAAAUAAACGAGAAAAAAAACUACCUGUAAUGUUGUUAUUGUUUUGAGUUUACAACCACCGACCGAACAUUAUCAACAUAUGUGAAAAUCGGAGGCGGCGCAGACGGGCAAGAAAUGCCAACUCCAUGAGAAGCAGAAAAGAAGAAAAAAAAUACACAAAAUUAAUUGUAUACAAACUUAAUUGACAUACAUACAUACAUGCGUACAUAUAUUUUUGUGGAACGAAAUUAAUUGAGACCAAGAAUAUCAGGAUUUUGGAAAUUUGUAUGCAAUAAACGAGAUAAAAAAGUGCGAAUAUAAAACCGAAAGAAAUAAGAUAACAGAUUGUGGAUAUAAAAGAUAUUAAAUUGUUAAUUAAAAAAGUAACAAAAAUAAACUAAAAGCAAUGGCUGAAGUUCGACGCCGAAAAGUUGAUGACACCACUGCUGCUGGUGGUGCUGGAGAAGAUGAUGCAGCAAAUAGUUCGCUGGGAGCCAGUGCUGGAACAUCUGAGGCCGAUAAGCGUAAUUCAUCUGCAGCCGAAUCUUCGGAUCAUAUUGAAUCUGAAGAUGAAAAAUUACCUGAAGAAAAAUUUGUUGAAGAAUUGUCCAAGAACUUACCACAGGGCACGGAUAAAACUCCAGAAAUACUCGACUCGGCGUUAAAGGAUUUACCAGACAGAUGGAAAAAUUGGGUCAUUCGUGGCAUAUUCACUUGGAUUAUGAUUUGUGGUUUCUGUCUAAUCAUUUAUGGUGGCCCAUUGGCAUUGAUGAUUACGACCCUAUUGGUCCAGGUUAAAUGUUUCCAGGAAAUCAUUUCCAUUGGCUAUCAAGUCUAUCGCAUCCAUGGUCUGCCAUGGUUCCGUAGUUUAUCAUGGUAUUUCCUAUUGACUUCCAAUUACUUUUUCUAUGGCGAAAAUCUGGUGGAUUAUUUCGGUGUGGCCAUUAAUCGAGUGGAAUAUUUGAAAUUUAUGGUCACCUAUCAUCGUUUCCUUUCCUUUGCCCUGUAUUGCAUUGGUUUCGUUUGGUUUGUUCUGUCGCUGGUCAAGAAGUACUACAUGAAACAAUUCAGUCUGUUUGCCUGGACUCAUGUAUCGCUGUUGAUUGUUGUCACCCAAAGUUAUUUGAUUAUACAGAAUAUCUUCGAGGGAUUAAUUUGGUUUAUUGUGCCGGUAUCGAUGAUUGUGUGCAACGAUGUGAUGGCCUAUAUGUUCGGUUUCUUCUUCGGCAAGACACCGCUGAUUAAAUUGAGUCCCAAAAAGACCUGGGAAGGCUUUAUUGGCGGUGGUUUUGCGACAGUCAUUUUCGGCAUCAUUAUAUCAUACAUUUUGUGUCAUUAUCAAUAUUUCGUUUGUCCCAUUGUCUAUUCCGAAGAAUUGGGCAGCAUGUCGAUGAGCUGUGAGCCAAGUUAUUUGUUUACGCCACAGGAGUAUAGCCUGAGUGUGUUUGGCAUUGGAAAAUCCAUAAAAAUGAUACCAUUUGUAUGGCAUUCAAUCUCGUUAAGUUUGUUCAGUUCCAUAAUUGGUCCAUUUGGCGGUUUCUUUGCCUCUGGUUUUAAGAGGGCAUUUAAAAUUAAGGAUUUUGGCGAUAUGAUUCCCGGUCAUGGUGGCAUUAUGGAUCGUUUCGAUUGUCAAUUUUUGAUGGCCACCUUUGUGAAUGUCUAUAUAUCUAGUUUCAUAAGAACUCCAUCGCCAGCUAAAUUGCUAACACAGAUUUACAACCUGAAACCAGAACAACAAUUGCAGAUAUUUGAAUCACUUAAGGAAACUCUGGGUGAUGCUCUAAACUAAGCUAAUUUAUAGAUUUCAAAAAAAAAAAAAGAAACAAACGAAAAGGAACAACAACUCCAACGCUAAAAAAAAAUAUGGCAAACAAAUAUGUUUGUUUGUAUUCCCAUGAUCACUGAAAUUGGCUAUUUUUCCUUUAAAUAAUUUGUCUUUGCUUUAAUUUAAUUUUUUUUGUUAUGUUGUGUUUGGUUUUUUGUUCUUUUUUUGUUUUCAUUCCUUUUCCCCUCUAUGCCUUCUGCUCUGUUAUUCUAUUAUUAUUUCGUUUGUUUUUUUUUGAUCGAUUGACUGGCGCGUCAAUCUAAUGCAAUUAUGUUUAGACUCUUUUAAGUAGUCCUUUUUUUUAAUCAUAAUUCUAUUCGAUUGUAGCUAAUGUAAGUUAAGCCUUAAUUUAAAACAUAACGUUACUACUACCACGUACGCUGAUGAAUAGUUGUUUUAGUGUAUUUUUAUUAUUUUUUUUUCAGUUAAUAUUAUUAAAUACCAAAAUCAUCUAUUACAUAUAUUGUAUGUAAAGGAAGAAAUGCUGAAAUGAAAGAAAGCGUAUGCGAUUUUUUUAAACUAAGAA